Diutina rugosa is the source of this 717-nucleotide messenger RNA. RefSeq lists its product as uncharacterized. Lineage: Eukaryota; Fungi; Ascomycota; Pichiomycetes; Serinales; Debaryomycetaceae. The record is from RefSeq and is a predicted model, not a curated record. Gene Ontology annotation, molecular function: NADH dehydrogenase activity. The transcript has a single exon. Bases 1 to 717 code for a protein of 238 amino acids.
AUGCUCAGAUCGUUUGCCCUGAGAACGCUCCAACCCGGCCGGUUGUUGACCAACCGCAGAGCCUAUUCUGCCAUCAUCUCUGUCCACAGAGACACCCCUCAAGAUAACCCUUCGAUCCCUUUCGAAUUCAACUCGGAAAACAAGAAGCGGGCCGAAGAAAUCAUCGCCAAAUACCCUCCUCAAUACAAGAAGGGUGCCUGCAUGCCCUUGUUGGACUUGGGCCAACGUCAAUUGGGUUUCACUUCGAUUUCGGUGAUGAACUACGUCGCCAAGUUGUUGGACAUGCCCCCGAUGAGAGUGUACGAAGUUGCUACUUUCUACACCAUGUACAUGAGACACCCCAUGGGCAAAUAUAACGUGCAAGUGUGCACCACCACCCCUUGUCAAUUGUGCGGUUCCGAUGGCAUCAUGAAGGCUGUCACUGACUACUUGCAAGUGAAGCCUGGUCAAACCACCAAGGACGGUUUGUUCACUUUGCAAGAAGUUGAAUGCUUGGGUGCCUGUGUUAACGGUCCCAUGUUGGCUGUCAACGACGAUUACCACGAAGACUUGACCCCUGAAGCCACCAUCGAAAUCUUGAAGAAGUUGCAAAAUGGUGAAGACGUUCCCGCUGGACCCAUCUCGGGCAGAGAUUCGUGCGAACCUUUGUCGGGGAGAAAGGUGUUGUUGUCGAACGAACCCAACGACAUCAGAAAGUUUACGAGAUCUGAUUUGUAA